This is a messenger RNA of Entrophospora sp. SA101, 898 nucleotides long. Lineage: Eukaryota; Fungi; Glomeromycota; Glomeromycetes; Entrophosporales; Entrophosporaceae. The record is from the annotation of a GenBank genome assembly.
UGAACAAGAAGAGAGAGAGGACAGAUUAAAGCAAAAACAUGCAAAAUUAGCAGGAGCUGGUGUACCAAAUGAGACUAGUAGUGGUGAUGAAAAUUUAAAUGCUUCACUUACUGUUAAAGCAGCUUUUGAAGAUCGCCCUGGUUCUCAUGAUACAGGUGAUCCAAAUACAACUAAUUUAUAUGUUGGUAAUAUUAGUCCAGAGGUGAAUGAAGAAAUGCUUUGCAAAGAGUUUGCAAAGUAUGGUCCAAUUGCAAGUGUCAAAAUUAUGUGGCCACGCACACAAGAAGAAAAAGAUAGAAAUCGAAACUGUGGAUUUGUCAGUUAUAUGGAUAGAGAAUGUGCAGCUCAAGCUUUAAAGAACAUGGAUGGUAAAGAUUUAUUGGGUUAUAUUAUGCGAGUUGGAUGGGGAAAAGCAGUCCCUAUUCCACCAAAACCUAUAUAUGUUUUAAAUGAAAGUAGUUGUCCACCACCAAGUGGAUUACCUUUUAAUGCUCAAAUGGUUCAUUCAAAAGCAUAUACCAACAUUCCGCCACCAAAUUCAAAUAGUGUAUUUCCUAGACUUGAAGUACAAGUCAACAAACCAGAAGCUCAUCAAAUAGUCAAGAUAAUACACCGUAUGGUUGAAAGAGUUGUGAAAUAUGGGCCACCAUUUGAAGCUAUAAUUAUGGAUCGUGAAUGGAAUAAUCCAAAAUUUUCAUUUUUAUUCCAAAAUGAUUCACCAGAGCAUGUGUAUUACAGAUGGAAAUUAUAUUCAAUCCUUCAAGGAGAUCAAAAAAAUAGGUGGAAUACUGAAGCUUUUCAUAUGUUUGAUGAAGGUCCUAUAUGGGUUCCUCCAGAAAUUCCAUUUGAUGAAGUUGUUUCUGAAUAUAAACUUGGCUCAUUCAGAACUUUAGAUUAA